GGUGAAGCUGCUGGAAUACGGAAAACUCGCGAGAUUUCUCGUGAAGCGACGUCAACUUCCAUGAUGGCGUCGGUUGUUCGUGUCUAGAAACCAAGUUGGUCUGCCUGUCUCUGUCUGAGCCGUCAUGAGGAAGAGGAGGAAGAGGACCGCUGUCCUGUCUGUCCUGUGAUCCGGUCCCUCUGGAUGGACCGUGUGGUUCUGCACUACCGGCCCGGCUCGGCGCUGCGCCUCUCCGCCCUGCUGCAGCAGACCCAGAGGCUGCUGGAGCCGAUGGCCCUCCGGCCGCCGCCCGCCUUCCAGCCCUGGUUCCCCUGCAGCUCCGCCCACCGCCGGCCCAUCAGACCGGCCAAACUGCCUCCCCGCAUCGGCCCACCAGGGGGCGCCCUCACAGAGACCAAGCCUGGGCCUAUGGAGGACGCUCUCGGCCGUAUCCAACCCGCGGCACCUGGAACCGGUCCAGGGACGGAAAGAGAGGUCCCGGUGGUCCGGAGGUCCUGGAGCAUCUCCAGGCAGAGCGGAGUCCAGCUGCAGAGCCGCAUGUCUCUGUCCAGGCGUCUCCAUCGCCUGGUGUCCCUCCACCAGCUCCACCUGCGCCAGCGCGCCAAGUGGGUCAUCACCCAGCAGAACUGCAGCGACCUGGAGGAGGCGUGGCGCUGCCUGAUCCGCUGCCUGAGCCGCUCCGGGUUGCCGACCUGCAACGCCAACAUCCAGCGGGAGCGGGCGGAGAUCUGGGUGUUCUGCGACGUCCUGCACUGUGAGCAGGUGGGGCGCCACCUGAAGGACGAGCUGCGGCUGGCGGGUCGGAUCCACCUGGUCGUCCACCGACUGGGGAACAUCUUCAGCAUGUAGACCGGGUCCGGCUGGACAGAACCACCAAACAGGAAACAACCAGCAGCAAUAAUGUGGCUUAUUUAGCUCAGCAUGCAAGGAAAGAUGGGGACUCAUUUUCCUCAUUCAUUCAUUUAUGAAUGCCACACCUUCAUAAUGCAUAUUUAAGUAGCAAGAUCAACAUUUAGUGUGCAACAUAAAUGUUUAGCUAGUUAGCUAAACAUGUAGAAGUACAUAUAGCUGGCUGACUGAAUAUUAGCUAGC
Messenger RNA from Poecilia latipinna (sailfin molly), 1092 nucleotides. It is a transcript of the gene shld3, whose product is annotated as shieldin complex subunit 3. The transcript has 3 exons. The record is from RefSeq and is a predicted model, not a curated record. NCBI's taxonomy places the organism in Eukaryota, Metazoa, Chordata, Actinopteri, Cyprinodontiformes, Poeciliidae. Gene Ontology annotation, biological process: positive regulation of isotype switching; positive regulation of double-strand break repair via nonhomologous end joining; negative regulation of double-strand break repair via homologous recombination. Bases 184 to 849 code for a protein of 221 amino acids.